AUGUCACCCCCUCUCGACCCGAUUAAAAUAUUAUCUAAGAUUGGUCACCCCAACGAUACCAUACCUCCGCAAACAGCAUCAUGCGAUAGGCUGGUGAAGACUCCAGCUGACCUUCGGGCCAUCCGGCGACUGGUGUGUGAGUUCCUUAAGGCCAGUUCAUCCGAAAUUUACAGCAAUGUCCCCUCGAUCGUCUUGGAAUUCCUGCUCAACCGUCACGAGUCCGAGGAAUGGCCGAACGCAUCCACCGAAGAAGAACGGGCGUUGAUGCCUCCGCUAGGAAAGAAUUGGAUGACGAAGUUUACAAAUCGACGCACAGAAAUCGAAAGUGUAAUGGGUGCAAGGCUAUAUAAGGAGCGAUGGAACAGUGCUACUCGAGAAUCCAUGGAUGGUUCAAGACGGUGA
Messenger RNA from Aspergillus tanneri, 402 nucleotides. RefSeq lists its product as uncharacterized. The record is from RefSeq and is a predicted model, not a curated record. The transcript has 2 exons. Lineage: Eukaryota; Fungi; Ascomycota; Eurotiomycetes; Eurotiales; Aspergillaceae. Bases 1 to 402 code for a protein of 133 amino acids.